AUGGUUGAGGGUCUAUUGAACACAGCGUCUUCCAUUAAGGAAUUUUGCCGUCAGAAGACAGACAACUCUGUAGACAGUACAUUUUCCUCAUACCCUCGCAGAUUAACAAGGACCUACACAGUGGCCCUUCUGCUAACGUUCUCUUGCCUCAUCACAUCAAAACAGUUCGUCGGAAACCCGAUCGAGUGCUGGUGUCCGGCCCAAUUCACGGACAGCCAGGUUAGGUACACCACUUCCUACUGCUGGAUCAGCCAUACGCACUACCUCCCGACUGAAAGAAUCAUUCCGUAUUCAUUCAGUAAGGAUUCGAAAGUGGUCUACUACCAGUGGGUGCCGAUAAUUUUGCUGGUCCAGAGUGCUCUCUGUCUCGCACCUGCUCUCAUCUGGCGGAUGUUAAUCGGAAGAAGUGGAUUAAAUGUUGAGGGAUUGUUUGAAGCCGCGAUGAUAGCGAGUGGCGCUUCCUAUCUCGAGAUGAGGAAGAAAUCAAUCGACUACAUCGUCAGUCAGUUCGACCGACACACGAUGACUCAAAGACAUUCAGAUAGUGUUUGCUACAGCAGGAUAAUGAACAUCCUAUCCAGGAAGUGUUUCAUUUUUGGCGGGAAAAGCUACGGAAACUGCAUCGUUAACUGUUACUUGUCCGUUAAAAUACUCUACGCACUUAACGCAGUUGGUCAGAUAUAUUUAAUCGAUUAUUUUCUCGGCGGGAAGGAGUAUCACAUGUACGGUUUGCACGUUUUGCACGGUCUGAUGCAGCAGACCAGUCUUCUAAAUCCGGAUCACUUCCCGACGGUGACACUGUGCGAGAUAGAUAUUCGGGAUCAAUCAAGGAUACACACGUACGUCAUACAGUGCGUCCUCUCCGUCAACAUAUUCAACGAGAAGAUAUUCAUCAUUUUGUGGUUCUGGUUUGUUUUCGUAGCCCUGGCAAACAUUUGCGACUUUUUAAGAUGGCUUUUUGGAGUUUUUCACUGGAAAUUAUCCCUCAAAUUCAUUAAGAAGCGCCUGAAAUCGGGCGAAAAAAACGGCGCAAUUAAAAUCAAUGAUCCGGUCAUGCUAUCCAGAUUCCUCAGGGGCUACCUCCGAAGGGACGGUGUCUUCCUGAUCAAGCUAAUCUCCCUAAACUACGGGGAUGUGUUGGUUGGGGACGUUUUGGAUGCUAUGUGGGAGUGCUACCUGCCAGAAACGAGGUACGUUAACGUGAAUAGCUGCUGCAAAACGGAAGUGAGGAGGAGGAAGAGAUUGUCGAAGGUGUGUGCCGAAGAGGGAGGGUCCACUACCCAACUGGUAUGA
This is a messenger RNA of Helobdella robusta, 1293 nucleotides long. RefSeq lists its product as hypothetical. Lineage: Eukaryota; Metazoa; Annelida; Clitellata; Rhynchobdellida; Glossiphoniidae. The transcript is spliced from 2 exons. The record is from RefSeq and is a predicted model, not a curated record. Bases 1 to 1293 code for a protein of 430 amino acids.